Messenger RNA from Necator americanus (New World hookworm), 579 nucleotides. RefSeq lists its product as uncharacterized. Lineage: Eukaryota; Metazoa; Nematoda; Chromadorea; Rhabditida; Ancylostomatidae. Gene Ontology annotation, molecular function: DNA binding; DNA-binding transcription factor activity, RNA polymerase II-specific. Gene Ontology annotation, biological process: regulation of DNA-templated transcription. The record is from RefSeq and is a predicted model, not a curated record. The transcript has 4 exons. The coding region runs from base 1 to 579 and encodes 192 amino acids.
AUGAUGAUGACCGAUUCGCAGCCGGCUCGUUUCUCAAUCGAGGAUCUGCUACGAUCUCGUCACGAUAUUCUCGCUACCGUAUUACCACCAUCAACGCACAAAGAUGAUCUGCAAAAGUCUGUGGAGCAACAUGUCACCGCACUCUCCAGUCCGUCGUUGAACGCCAUCCCAAAUGCUGAACAAUUACCAUUUUGGCUUAGUUGUGCUGCUGCAACGUUUCCACUGGAACAGAGCCUGCUUAUGGCACAGAGAACAGUGCUUCCACAGUUAUGGGCUGCGGCCGCUUCAUCGGAUGCGCUACGGAUUGCCGCUAAUAACAAAUCAUAUCGAAGACGAAAAGCACGUACGGUGUUCUCCGAUCAACAAUUACAAGGUCUCGAGAAACGAUUCGAAACGCAACGAUAUCUAAGCACACCGGAGCGAAUCGAACUCGCUAACGCGUUGAACCUUAGCGAAACGCAGGUAAAAACGUGGUUCCAAAAUCGACGUAUGAAACAUAAAAAAGUCGUACGGAAAGAUCAUAGCGGAGCCGAAGUGCCGGACGAAGAAGAAGCUGACUGGGCUGACAUAACCGUCUGA